ACCCCACACCCCCUUACCUUACUUCCUGUCUGAAACAAACAACCUACAAUGUUAUUAUGUUCUGUGUGUUAGCUCUGUCAAAGUUCUCCUUUGUGCCACUAUGCAGAAGACACUACCGAACUCACCGCCUCUCAUACACGGGGAUGAUGACGUGGACAUAGACUUCAGAGAUGUUUUCGGUGGUCCACCUAAAAGACGGUCCAGAGUUAUUGAAACCACCAGUAGACACAGCUUCAGUGAAAUCAGGCGGCGUGACGUCAUCGUCGACAACAGCGCGCUGAUUCUCCGAGACGAGAAGCCUGUGUUCGGGGAAGAUCCGUCCAUCCGCCGUCGUUUCACUGCUGACGACUUCUUCGACGAUAUUUUCAGAGUGAAUGAAUCAUCUUCUUCGCCGCAGAGGAAGAUAAAGAACGAGGGAGAAACGUUCGGAUCAUCAUCACUUCCGGGUUCUCGGAUCCUUAGCCCGGCUCGUCCUGUCCCUCACAAAGCCGAGUCUCCUGGUACUUCUUUCCCUGCACACUUCAGUCUUCCAGCAAAACUAAUCAAAGGGACAGAGAUUCCUACGUUUGGUUCAGCUGCUCGGAGUUUGAGCAAGAACAGAGAAGCUGCUUCGAGUUCUCCUUUGUCAAAAACUUCUAGCAAAGCCGAUAUGGUGGGAUCUACUGCUAAACCGGAUUCAGAUGGCUAUGUUGCUCCAAAGGUUGUUGUUAAUGGGAAAGGGAGGCAGUUUCACUUCUCCAUCUACAAGUGGCCUAACAAAGGAGUUCCUGUUGUCAUGUGGGGAAGUUCUAGACUGAGCUCUAUGGCUAAAGCUGAAGAGACAACACCGAGUGAUUCAUCAGGGAUGUCGGAGGAAAAGAAGACCUCGCAAAAGCCUCCUGGUGUUCAGAAAGACGAAGAAGAGAUGUCUAAACAAGACUUCUCCGGCAAUGCGUCGAAAGCGCGCGAGGCUAGUGUGAAACCUCUGCAUGCGUUUUUAGAUGUUAAGGACGAGAAACAAGGUGAGGAGGAUAUAGUGUUAGAGAAGGAAGCAAGUAAAGGCAAAAGCAAAGCGAAGAGCAUGAGAAGCUAUGCAGGAGAUUCAAGAAGCAAAAAGAAAGCACAAGGCACGAGAAGUUCUUUGGAUAGUCCCAUGCCUGAUAAAUCCAGCUUCCCUAGUACAUCAUCAGUACCAGAAGUAGGUAAAGAUGGAGGCAAAGGGAAAGUGAUGGACUUCGUUAAGAUUUUUAGUCAAGGAGGAGGUGGAGAAUCUCUUGGACAAAGCUCUAGAUGGAGAGCUAGAGAAGUUCCCGUGACUGAUAUCAAUAAAUACGGUCCUAAGGCCAAAGACACUGUAAAGGUUUCUGAUCAACAAAAGAAAUCAACUCCAGUUACACCAUCCAUGGACCAGGAUCAGAAGAAACCUUCACAGGCAACUCAGAAAAAGGUUCCAGAUAAUAGUAGUAAGCCUAGUGGUGUUACUGAACAAGAGGAGAGACAGGAACCUAGCACAGCACAUGUUACCUCAGAGGAUAUAGACGAGCCCUUCCAUGUGAAUUUCCUGGUGGAGGAUAUAACACAAGAUGAGAACAAAAUGGAAGAAACAAGAAAUGAUGCUGAAGAAUUCAAGAACAUCGAUGCUAAGAUACGCAAGUGGUCAAGUGGUAAGAGUGGAAACAUUCGGUCUCUCCUGUCUACCUUGCAGUAUAUUCUAUGGCCCGGGUGUGGAUGGAAGGCGGUUCCACUCAUGGAUAUGAUCGAAGGAAACGCAGUUCGAAAAUCGUACCAGAGAGCAUUACUAAUCCUUCAUCCAGAUAAGUUGCAACAAAAGGGUGCUUCUGCAAACCAGAAAUACAUGGCUGAGAAAGUUUUUGAGUUAUUACAGGAAGCAUGGGACCAUUUCAACACUCUUGGACCGGUUUAAAAUGGAAGACAAAAUCUUUAGUCUUUUAGUUCCUUACACAAAGGCUUUAUAUGCGUUACUAUAAGUGUACAGUAAAGUUGUGGUUCUGGAAUCAAAAAAAAAAUAUGUUGCAGAAUUUAAAUUGUCACACGGCAUCACAGAUUUUAUUUGCGCAAAUUUUUGUGUGUUGA
Raphanus sativus (radish) is the source of this 2073-nucleotide messenger RNA. RefSeq names its product J domain-containing protein required for chloroplast accumulation response 1. The transcript is spliced from 9 exons. Gene Ontology annotation, cellular component: intracellular membrane-bounded organelle; vesicle; cytoplasm. Gene Ontology annotation, biological process: clathrin coat disassembly; clathrin-dependent endocytosis. The record is from RefSeq and is a predicted model, not a curated record. Bases 101 to 1903 code for a protein of 600 amino acids. Lineage: Eukaryota; Viridiplantae; Streptophyta; Magnoliopsida; Brassicales; Brassicaceae. Gene Ontology annotation, molecular function: clathrin binding.